AUGGCGUUUUCUGUGCAUUUUGUUGGAUGUGUACCUGUGCAAGCAAGACUCUUUUCACAUCACGUAAAAUUCAAUGUCAUGCAGGAAUACCAAGCACCGUGUUUCCCUGCUUAUUGUCCUGACAAACAAGUGGCUGUCACUUGGGUGGCAGUGAAAGUAAUUGACAAGAAAAGAGCCAAAAAGGACACCUAUGUCACCAAGAAUCUGCGACGGGAAGGGCAGAUCCAGCAAAUGAUCCGCCACCCGAAUAUUGCUCAGCUGCUGGAUAUACUGGAAACUGAAAACAGCUACUACCUUGUCAUGGAGCUGUGCCCUGGUGGCAACUUGAUGCACAAGAUCUACGAGAAAAAAAGACUUGAGGAGCAUGAAGCCCGCAAAUAUAUCCGGCAGCUUAUGCUGGCAGUUGAACAUCUUCACCGGGCAGGAGUAGUUCACAGAGACUUGAAGAUAGAAAAUCUGUUGCUAGAUGAAGACAACAAUAUCAAGCUUAUUGACUUUGGAUUGAGCAACUGUGCAGGCAUCUUGGGUUAUUCUGAUCCAUUCAGCACCCAGUGUGGGAGCCCAGCAUAUGCAGCCCCUGAACUUCUGGCAAGGAAAAAAUACGGGCCCAAAAUAGAUGUUUGGUCCAUUGGGGUGAACAUGUACGCAAUGUUGACUGGAACAUUACCUUUUACUGUGGAGCCAUUCAGUUUGAGAGCUUUAUACCAGAAAAUGGUGGACAAAGAAAUGAACCCUUUUCCCACCCAGCUCUCUACAGCGGCCAUAAACUUUCUACGAUCUCUGCUAGAGCCAGAUCCUGCUAAGAGACCAAACAUCCAGCAGGCGCUCGCAAAUCGAUGGCUUAAUGAGAAUUACCCUGGGAGAGCACCACCUAAUGUCACAUAUCCAAACAGGAUUCACCUUGAGGACCUCAGCCAGAGCGUGCUGCUCCAUAUGACCGAGAAGCUGGGCUACAAGAACAGCGAUGUCAUCAACACCGUGCUCUCAAACAGGGCAAGUCACACACUUGCCAUCUACUUUUUACUUAACAAGAAGCUGGAACGCUACUUGGCAAGCCUUAGGAAGUCUGAAGGCCAGGACAGUAUUUGCCACAAGAACCAACUAUACCAGAUAGAAAAAUACAAGGCAAAUAAAGACUCCUAUGAGAUACAGAACACCAAGGCUCUGCUGAAGGACCGGAAAGUCACCAAGACUGGAGGUCCAGAAAAAGAAUCCAGUGGUGGGGUAAGCCCUUUCCACGAACCCCUGGCCACCAAGACGGGCUGCGUCACUUCCAGCUCCCUGGAGUACCUCGAAGUCCAGCAGCCACCCCCCAGAACCCCUCGGCUCCUCAAGAGGCAGGAUUCCCCACAGCAGGAGCCAGCCCGGGUUGGGGGCCGGGCAAAGGACUCUCCUCUCAUCCUGAAUAUUGUGCACUCCUUUGAGUCGGUUGACAGAGAGGACCAAAUAGAUCAGGUUUCCCCCUCUCAUCAAUACAGGAUUUUAGGUUCGCCAAUGAAUUUCCCUUAUAAAAGCUCAAGUGAAAGGACACUAUCCCCGCUUUUUCAGCCAGGGAGUACAUCCCCUGUCCACCCCACCCAAGUCUCUUUCACGUAUGAAGAAAAAGCAUAUCUGGCAAAGGAAGAAGCGGUGUCCCCUACUCAGCUGGUUUCCAACAACCCCUUGGGCAGCCCUAACUGUGUUAAAAGCAGAGGCAGAUUCCCCAUGAUGGGGAUCGGACAGAUGCUGCGGAAGAGGAACCAGACGAUGCAGUCAGUGAGCGACAAGCCACUGGAAGCAAGGAUGCCUCAGCUGCAGCAGAUGAGCCCCACGCAGAUUUCCUUCAAUGCAGCAGAUGCUGUCAGUGGCCAGUGUUAG
Pterocles gutturalis (yellow-throated sandgrouse) is the source of this 1857-nucleotide messenger RNA. It is a transcript of the gene HUNK, whose product is annotated as hormonally up-regulated Neu-associated kinase. The coding region runs from base 1 to 1857 and encodes 618 amino acids. The record is from RefSeq and is a predicted model, not a curated record. Lineage: Eukaryota; Metazoa; Chordata; Aves; Pterocliformes; Pteroclidae. The transcript has 10 exons. Gene Ontology annotation, molecular function: ATP binding; protein serine/threonine kinase activity. Gene Ontology annotation, cellular component: cytoplasm. Gene Ontology annotation, biological process: protein phosphorylation; intracellular signal transduction.